CUUAUGUAAUAAUAACAAGAGGGUUUAUGCCUAUAAAUUUGGACUUCUCCUUCGAUUUGCAGAUAGCUUAGAAUUUUUGUGGAUAAUAUUGAUGUCUAGAUAGUAAAGUAGUAUGCCAGCAUAGUUAAUAUCGUGAAAAACAAGAGUUACAAAAGUGAGUGGAACAUUGAUAGUUAUGUGGUCACUGCAGAGAAUGCUGCGCCAGCCGCUGUCCCGGGCGCUUGCGCUAUCUCCCAGUCGCCUGGCACCGCUGACGGCACGCAAGUUUGCCGACCAGGUCCAAGCUCAGCCUGAUAAUGUGGAGCUGUUCAUUGAUGACAAACCUGUGUCAGUGCCACCUGGUACCACUGUGUUGCAGGCAGCAGCACAAAUAGGGGUUGAGAUCCCUCGCUUCUGCUAUCAUGAGAGAUUAGCAGUAGCAGGAAACUGUCGCAUGUGCUUGGUUGAAGUUGAGAAGUCACCUAAGCCUAUCGCAGCCUGUGCCAUGCCCGUUAUGAAGGGAAUGAGGGUGAAAACUAACUCUGAUCUCACUAGGAAAGCCAGGGAAGGUGUUAUGGAGUUUCUUUUGGUCAAUCACCCCUUGGAUUGCCCUAUUUGUGACCAGGGAGGGGAGUGUGACUUGCAAGAUCAAUCAAUGGCGUUUGGUUCCGAUAAAAGUAGAUUUACUGAUAUUCACUUUUCAGGAAAACGGGCUGUAGAAGACAAAGAUGUGGGUCCAUUGAUAAAAACUAUUAUGACGCGAUGCAUUCACUGCACACGAUGCAUUCGUUUUGCGUCAGAGGUCGCUGGCGUUGACGACUUCGGUACCACUGGCAGAGGCACUGAUAUGCAGGUUGGCACUUAUGUGGAGAAAAUGUUCCUAUCUGAGUUAUCUGGCAACAUCAUCGAUUUGUGUCCAGUUGGUGCACUUACGUCCAAACCAUACAGUUUCGCUGCUCGACCUUGGGAGACUAGAAGGAUUGAUUCAGUAGACGUCCUUGACCCAUUGGGAAGUAAUAUUGUUGUCGCAACACGGACCAAUGAAGUGCUCCGUAUCUUGCCGAGGACUAAUGAAGAGAUCAACGAGGAGUGGUUAUCAGAUAAGUCUCGCUUCGCCUGCGAUGGGUUGAAGAGACAGCGACUGGUGACUCCGAUGAUAGCCGACAGUCGCGGUAACCUAACUCCUGUAGAAUGGGAGGAGGCGAUUGUAGCAGCCGCGAGGGCUUUGCGAGACUGCCCACCUAACAAGCUAUUGGCAGUAGCCGGAGAACUAGCGGACGCAGAAUCUCUGGUAGCACUCAAAGACCUCGUGAACCGACUCGGCUCAGAGAACGCUUGCACUGAACAGUACUUCCCGCUAGAAGGCGCCGGUACCGAUCUGCGCUCUUCUUAUGUAUUGAAUACGAAGAUUGCAAACGUGGAAGAUGCCGACUUCGUACUCCUCAUCGGCACGAACGUGCGCUUUGAGGCGCCUCUUCUGAACGCGCGUAUCCGCAAAGCAUUCAUACACAAGGAGACCGACAUAGCUUCGAUUGGACCUAAAGUUGACCUCACCUACGAAUAUAUUCAUGUAGGUGACUCUGCUUCCAUCGUCAAAGACUUCGCGACCGGUUCGUCUUCACACGAAGCUCUCAAGAGGCUUGAGAGCGCGAAACGUCCCGUUGUUAUCAUCGGAGCUGAUCAACUCAAGACGCCCGAAGGCCCAGCUUUACUGGCUUACACGCAGGAACUUGCCCUACGAUUACAGGACAAAUUGGCUGAUAAGGAAUGGAAGGUACUGAACGUACUGCAACGAACAGCGUCACAAGUGGCUGCGUUAGACAUCGGAUACACACCGGGCGUGGGCAAAUACCUGCAAGAUGGGCCCAAGGUAGUGUUUCUACUGGGAGCCGAUGCGGGAGUGGUUACGAGGGAGGCGCUACCUAAAGACUGCGUUGUUAUUUACCAAGGGCAUCAUGGAGACGCGGGAGCAGCGAUCGCUGACAUCGUGUUACCGGGUGCUGCAUACACGGAGAAGAGGGGCACUUUCGUUAACGCGGAGGGCAGAGCGCAACAGACGUUGCCCGCGGUCACUCCCCCGGGCAAGGCACGUGAAGACUGGAAGAUUAUCAGGGCGUUAUCAGAAGUAUGCGGGGAGAGAUUGCCGUACGACACUCUGGACGAUGUCCGUGAUCGGCUCGGCGAAGUGAGUCCAACGCUGGUGAGCUACGGUGAAGUGCAGAACAAUAACUACUUCGCGCAGGCGCGGGCGCUCGCACAGAGCCUUCAAAAGCCAGUGUCCGGUAAAUUGGACGUGCAGCUGAAAAAGCUUGAAGACUUCUUCAUGACCGACGCCAUCAGCCGCGCUUCACCAACUAUGGCCAAAUGCGUUCAAGCGGUCAUCAAACAAAAACAAUCGCCCUACUAGGUCAACUUCUAGAAAACAAUACACGAAUACAAAAACGUAUAAGAUUUCAAUACAAAUACUCGAUUUAUGAACACAAACAUUUUAACCAUCGAUUUUUUAUCAUAGCUACCUAAUAAACAGAUAUUUAUCGUCAGAAAUGGAUAUUGUAUCAAAUAAAAUAAAUGAAUUUUUCGUUUUAGUUGUUUAGGUAAACUUUUCAGAUUAAUCAUAUAUAACUGGAUACGCAAUUUCGAAAAGGGCACAUGUCAAUUUACAAUGUUCAAACUUAGUUUGAAAAACUAAUUAGCUUCUAAAUUAUUGUUACGUUAACAUGAUUUAUUUAUACUUAAGAGUUUGAAACAUCGUCGCAAGGUUGCCUGCCUUUCGGUAUUCUAUAGAAUAUAUUACGGAGAGUGUGUCCGAGAACUAUUUGAUCUAGUUCCCCCCUCGCCUUUUUACCAUCGACCGUAAGGAUCUGCAUCCAUACGUGGUCGAUAUACCGCGGACGCGUACGAAGCGCUUCGGAUCUUC
This is a messenger RNA of Pararge aegeria (speckled wood butterfly), 2896 nucleotides long. RefSeq names its product NADH-ubiquinone oxidoreductase 75 kDa subunit, mitochondrial (gene ND-75). The transcript is spliced from 13 exons. Gene Ontology annotation, cellular component: membrane. Gene Ontology annotation, molecular function: iron-sulfur cluster binding; NADH dehydrogenase (ubiquinone) activity. Lineage: Eukaryota; Metazoa; Arthropoda; Insecta; Lepidoptera; Nymphalidae. Gene Ontology annotation, biological process: ATP synthesis coupled electron transport. Bases 176 to 2386 code for a protein of 736 amino acids. The record is from RefSeq and is a predicted model, not a curated record.